Molecule: messenger RNA, 1159 nt
Organism: Moneuplotes crassus
Lineage: Eukaryota; Ciliophora; Spirotrichea; Euplotida; Euplotidae
Source: the annotation of a GenBank genome assembly
AAAGCUUCCUCUGUGCUUUAUGUUUGCUUCUUCUUGUAGCUUCCAGCCAUUUUUCGUCAGGCCUAGCAUACUGAAAGAAAGCAGAAUGAGCUUUAGAGUGAGAUACCUUACCAGAUUUAUACACUUUAGUAUUUGUAGGAUGAGAAGUGGGUUGCUUUCUCUCUUUCUUCAAUAUAGCAGACUUCUUGAGUUAGAGUGCUGCUCUUCCUCUCUUUUCGAAAGACCAGCUUAUCAUAAGAUAUGAGCUGAAUCUUCUGUAAUACAAUUUUUGCUUUUCUUUGCACAUUUGUGAAUUACUUAAAAUCUGUAAUAUUCAGAAGAUCAAGAUCAUAUCGGAAUUGAUGUAAUCUUUAGCUCGGAUGGUAAUUUUCCUCAGAUUGCACACCUCAUUUACACAGUAGAACUAGUACUCGGCCAAAUAAAGCUCUCUCUUUGAAAAAAAUCAAAGUAAGUCUAUUUCUCUGGUGAAACUGUAGAGAAAUUAAUGAAUAAAAUAAGUGCUAUAAAACUUGAGUGCAGCCCUAAUCCAAAGUACUUUGGUUAAUCCUCAAAAAAAAUAGCGUUAUUUACACUAUAAUUCAUUUGGAGAGAAGUUCAGACAUUUAGACUCAUUAAUGUAUUUGUGGUAUAAUAAAAGUGGCAUUAACACAUAAAAGUGCAGUGUAGCAAAUCUAUAAAUUUAACAUCCAAAAGGAGUGUUCCAAACUGUCAAUGCAUGUCUAUAUAAUACUAAGAAGCACAGUCAAUUUCAUGCACAGAUGAAGGUUUAUGUUUACCAAAUAUGCAUGUGAGAUAGUUUCAAAAUGUAAGCUAAUGCUUCAGGUUGCCAUCAUUAGUGACGAUGUUGCCAUUCAUUCUUCCAAAGCAACUAAUGAGUAAUUUAAAGGAGGAAAGUUAUAGUAAAGAAAAGUAAGCCAUAUAGAAAGUUCCUGACAACAGCCGUCAACAACUUUCAUUGCUUUAUGCAGUUAAGGUGUAUGUUUAGUAAAAUCUUGGUCACAUUUGUGGUCUUUGUAACUACAAAGGACCUAAGAGACUUCAUAUAGUCCUUCUUUAGGGUAUACUAUUCAGUACCAACGCUAGCGAUUGGUGGGGUCAACUCUAACCCAAACUUGCAUUUCGAGGACCUUCAGAAGAUUUGAAAUGGAAUUGUCUAUUG